AUGAAAUGGUAUGGCAAAAAGUUUCGGCCGUUUGAAUUGCACAAAGGGGAUUUUCUGGAUGAGAAAUUCCGCGAUCUUAUCACCAAAGAAGCAACAAUCAUUCUUAUAAAUAAUUAUGCAUUUACGGCUGAUUUAGAAACGCGCAUAAAACGGGAACUGCUCAGUGAGCUGAAAGAUGGUACGCGAAUUAUCUCAACAAAGCCAUACAGCAUGCCGAAUCGAACAAUCACCGACCGACAUUUAAAUGAUAUAUCAGCAAUUCUGGAUGUGUAUGAGAUGAAGCACUGCGAUAAUGCUUGCUCAUGGACGAGCAAUUAUGUGGCCUAUUACCAUCAUACCAUCAAUCGAGCAAAACUCGAAAAAUAUUUUCUGUUACAACGAAAUCCAUCGCUGAAGCAGGGCAAUGGUUCGGAGGGAAGUCGACGUUCGUCUACAUCAAGCAAAACAUCACGAGAAACGUUCCGUAGCUGGUCCCGUGAAUCGAGCGCGUCUCUAACAAAUAGUUCAGUUACUGUCCAGGGUCAUCAUGGUGGUACUCCAACAACCGCUGGACGAAGUCACACACCUUGUGAACGAUCUGCAAGUCCGAUGCACCGUAGAAACAAGCAGCAGAAUUCCGAUGCUUCGGAUGACGAAGAUUACGCGGCUGGACCAACAACGCGUCGCAAAUGGCAAGAGUACUGCUCGAUAAAAACCAAAGGGAAACGAUCUGCGGCAUCGUCUGCAGCUUCAGCGGAACACAAUACCUCAUCGGGGCGCAGCUCCAAAUGGCCCACGCCUGAUUUUGAUUAUGCGCCAUCAAAGAAAAUGCGGAAAAUUGGACAACGCGGAAGACCACGUAAAACGAAAGUUGCUGCUAAAGUAAGUCCUCUUUUUUCCUUGAUUUUCGUAGAAAAAGAGCAAGCGUAUAGCGUGUUUCUUUAA
Gongylonema pulchrum is the source of this 924-nucleotide messenger RNA. NCBI's taxonomy places the organism in Eukaryota, Metazoa, Nematoda, Chromadorea, Rhabditida, Gongylonematidae. The record is from the annotation of a GenBank genome assembly.